CAAAGGGCAUACUCCUUUCACACUGAUUGUUAAAACAUCCAUCACUCUCUUUCUCUCUCUCUCACACACACACACACACACACACUUUCUUGGACAGUAACAAUGGCGAGCUCGAAAAAUGGCGUUCAUAUCUUAGUGUUUCCAUAUCCAGCACAAGGCCACAUGCUCUCACUUCUUCAUUUGACUCACCAACUAUCCAUUCGUGGCGUAGCCAUAACCAUUUUGGUUACUCCUAAAAACAUUUCAAUUCUUACCCAACUUCUCUCUGCCAAUCCUGCAAUCCAAACCCUAGUUUUACCUUUCCCAGAACACCCCAAGAUCCCCACAGGUGUAGAAAAUGUUAAGGACAUUGGAAAUCAUGGAAAUGGUCCUAUAAUCCUUGCACUAAGUAAAUUGGAGGGGCAAAUAAUAAAGUGGUUUACAUCUCAUAGUAAUCCUCCUGUUGCAAUCCUCUCUGAUUUCUUUCUUGGUUGGACUCAUCGUCUGGCCGAGAAAAUUGGAAUUCCCAGAAUCGCUUUUUACUCUUCUGGGGCAUUUCUUACUGCUUGUUUUGACAGUCUCUGGAGAAAUCCCGAGGCUGUAAAUCCAAGGAGUGAAAUCAAAUUUGAAGAUUUACCAAAUGCUCCGAGCUUUCCAUGGGACCAGGUUCCUUCAUUGUUCCGGCGGUAUAAAGAAGCAGAAUCAGAUCCCGAUUUGGAGCUGCUGAAAAACAGCAUGGCUGCAAAUGGUUUGAGUUGGGGGUAUAUUUUCAACACUUUUUAUGAAUUGGAGAAUGAGUACUUGGAAUUUCUGAGUAAAAAAAUUGGGUAUCAGCGAAUUUAUAGUAUUGGGCCACUGAAUUUACUUCAUGGACCUGAACAGAUGAAUGUAAAAUCUGAUUCCAAUAAUGGCGAGGUUUUCUCAUGGCUUGAUGGGUGUCCUGACGGGUCAGUUCUGUAUGUUUGUUUUGGGAGUCAAAAGGUUCUCAAGAAAGUGCAAAUGGAGGCUUUGGCAAAUGGGCUCGAACGGAGUGGAGUCCGGUUCAUUUUGGUGGCAAAGCCGUUGACAGCGGAGCAAGUGGCAGAGGGUUUUGGAUCUGUCCCUGAGGGGUUCGAACAGAGGGUUGUGGGCAGAGGGUUUAUUAUAAGGGGGUGGGCACCGCAGGUCCAUAUACUGAGUCACCGAGCGGUGGGUGGGUUUCUGAGUCAUUGCGGAUGGAAUUCAGUGCUGGAGGCUAUAGCAGCUGGCGUGAUGAUAUUGGGGUGGCCGAUGGAGGCGGACCAAUUUGUGGACGCGAAGCUUAUGGUGGACUACUUGGGAGCGGCGGUCCGAGUUUGCGAGGGCGGAGACACCGUUCCCGACUCAGAUGAGUUGACUCAGAAGAUUACCGAGUCAAUGAGUAGGGAUAGAACUCAUAGAGUUAAAGCCAUGGAUUUGAGAGACAAGGCCAUGGAAGCAGUGAAGGUUGGAGGGCGUUCUAACAAAGAUAUGGAUAGGCUUGUUAAAGAACUAGACCAACUGUUGUAUCUUACACGCCCAAAUAAAAAUGUAUGAACUGUACUAAUAAAAUCUUGUUAAAUUAUAAUGCAUAGAGCAUGUUUGGCAAGAAAAUAUAGCUUUCUUAUAAGUUGAAUUCCCACAAAUUGGGUGACCAAAAUCCAUAAGCCUAACUUAUAUGCCA
Molecule: messenger RNA, 1660 nt
Organism: Olea europaea var. sylvestris
Lineage: Eukaryota; Viridiplantae; Streptophyta; Magnoliopsida; Lamiales; Oleaceae
Product: UDP-glycosyltransferase 89A2-like
Exons: 1
Coding region: 103-1533 (476 amino acids)
Molecular function (GO): UDP-glycosyltransferase activity
Source: RefSeq, a predicted model, not a curated record